UCUACAGUGAUGAUGCAUGAGAAAGUAUCAACAUUUGCAUCACCAGAAGAACAGAGGAAGAACUGAACCUGUGGUGAGAUCACAAGAAGCUGAACAUUAAAACAUGGAAGAGAUUUACGCCAACAUUGAAGAUAGUUACAAGUUACCCAACUGCUACAAAGGUGGGGAAGCAGAACAGCAGAACAAAGGAAGACUAGGAGUUCAGGAAAAGAAAUUCCAAAGAGACGGUUCUCCGUACAAGAUCCUGGCCCUCAUCUGCUCAGGUUUGAGCUGUGUGCUCCUGAUAACAGCUGUCAUCUUCAGUUCUUAUUAUUUUCUCAGGCCAACAAGAUCUGCCCAAUUUCUAUCCCCAAGCACCUCCCAUAUGUACAUAAAUUGUUCAUCUUCAAACAGGAGCUCCUCUGCUUUUAAACAAGAACUGCGGACAAUACUGGAGGACAUUCACAACAGCUGUUUUAACCUGCAAGACAAUUUGACUGAUGUUCAUGGAAAAGCUAAACGCUGCAACAACGCCAUAAAGAGACACACCCUGGUCCAGCUGUGCAACAGCAGCUAUAUGAUGGCUUGCUCUGUUCUUACUAAAAUAUCCAAGAGAGAAGGAAGCAUACCUAGAGCAGUGUGGAAAUGGAUUCAAAAUGCAUCAGCUGAUGUAGUCCUGGACCCUGAUACGGCCCACAUCAGCCUGAACAUCUCCAAGGAUGGGAAACGUGCAGUCUUGUCUGAUGUUCCUCAGUCCUCUGCAUCGACAAGAUUUACUGUCAAUGUGGGUGUUUUGGGUAAAGUGGGAUUCAUCUCAGGGAGGCAUUACUGGGAGGUGGAGGUGAGGGAUAAUCUGAACUGGGGUGUGGGCAUCUUCAGGGGAUCUGCUCCUAGAAAUACAUACCUUAGACCUGAGAAAGGGGCCUGGACAGUGGAGCUGUGGCAUAAUGGCAAGUUUAGUUUCGUUACUGAACCCCGAACAUCAUUAUCUCAGGAUCUGCUUCCACAGAGAGUGGGGGUCUAUGUAGAUUGUGAGGAAGGGCAGCUGUCAUUUUACAAAGUGGAGACUCAAAAUCUCAUUUACACAGCUAAUGUACAUUUCACAGAAAAAUACUACCCAUUGUUCUACACAGAAAGCAAAAAGGGCAUUUCCAUUGUUCCUUCUCUGAUUAUUAAACUGUAACUAGACUUUGUAUUUUUUGUGUAUAAUGUGCCAGAUUUCAAUAUCGAAAUCAGGGGCUAGAGAUCCUGGUCCUGGUGGGUCUGUGCUGUAAAAUGUUUGCUGUGUCUGUUAAGGGUUGAAAGAGGUUGAUAAGUGGUCAGAAUAAGCCAGUAAUAGUUAAUGCUCAUCUAUAAGAAUCUACAUGGCUUGGCAGCUCAGUGCCUUUCUGUUAUCUGUCUACUCCCCACAUUGUGGCCUUCAUUCAUCCAACUUCAACUGGGCUUCUAGACAUCCCUCAAUCUCAUUUACACUCUGUGGGUGACAGGGUCUACUCUUGCUCCCGUCACAUGUUAAAAGACCAGUCAAGUCACAGGUCACAGGGUCAUAGCCAUGUGCUGAGAUGUCAAGAUGUCAAACACAGUUGAUUGGGUGUGACAAAAUAAUUUGCAAUUCUAAAUUAUGAAAUGGCAAACUGAAAGUGAUUGAAACUUUAGAGACACACUGGCCUUCCAGGAGCAGGACUGGACUUCUCUGGAUUAAAUAAUCUCUAGAUUUACAGUACAUGGCGGGCAAACUACAGCCCAUCUCUUCCACCCCAUCGCAGAACUCUG
Lepisosteus oculatus (spotted gar) is the source of this 1752-nucleotide messenger RNA. The record is from RefSeq and is a predicted model, not a curated record. Lineage: Eukaryota; Metazoa; Chordata; Actinopteri; Semionotiformes; Lepisosteidae.